CUUUCUCGCCCGGCAUCCCUUGUUCCCGUUCCGACACCUCGAUGCCCUCAUUGGACUCCCCCACCUUGUCGCUCGAAUCGACGGUGGUACCCAUGGCGGAGACGCCAGCCCAGCAGUCAAGAACGGUUUCAAUUGCUGGCGAUGACCGCAUCGAAAAGAAGGACGGCUCGUUAUCGGGCGAGGGGUCUGUCAAUGUAAAAGAAACAGGAGGUGAUCUUGAGCAGCCGGCGGGGGAGGCGACCUUCCCAGAAGGUGGGCUCCGGGCGUGGCUUGUGGUCAUUGGAGUGGUGAUUUCGCAAAUGUGCAGUUUCGGUUACACCAACGCCUACGGAGUAUACAAUGACUAUUACGUUCGGUACUAUCUUGCAAAGAACUACACUUCAGGGCAAAUCAGUUGGAUCGGUAGCGUCCAGCUAGGUCUGGUCCUAUCUUCAGGGCUCGUCUCCGGACGGGCCUUCGAUCGAGGAUACUUUUAUCACCUCAUGAUCGGAGGUUCCAUCCUUCUCGUCUUCUGCCUAUUUAUGCUCUCCAUCACUCAGCCGGAGAAGUUGUACCAGGUGUUCUUGUUGCAAGGCAUAGGGAUGGGGAUUGCAAUUGGGCUGAUGUACAUCCCGGCUUUGGGGAUCAUCUCUCAAUACUUCCUUAAACGUCGGUCAUUAGCCUUGGGGAUAGGAACUGCCGGCUCAGCGCUAGGCGGGAUGCUCCACCCUAUCAUGCUGAACAAAUGGUUCCAUGGUUCCUUAGGGUUUCAUAACGGAGUCCGAGCAAGUGCGGGUCUUAUUGGAGGACUUCUCCUGAUUUCCAUCAUCUUGAUGAAACCGCGGCCACAGGCUUUCGCAGCUCGCAAGCAGAACUCGGAUCCCGGUCUUUUGAAGAAUUUCCGAACGUUCCUCUCUGAUAUCCCCUAUACGAUCACGGUAUUUGGGACGAUAUGCGUUCUAUCUGGCCUGUACUUCCCAAUCUACUUCAUCCAGCUCAACUCGAUAAAGAAUGGUAUCAACCCGGACCUUGCGUUCUACACGAUCGCCAUUCUCAACGGUUCCAGCAUCAUCGGCCGAAUCGUCCCAAACAUCUUCAUCUACCGAUUUGGUGCCUUCAAUGUCCUCGUUCCCUGUACCGCAGUCUCCGCCAUCCUCGUUUUCUGCACGCUCGCAGUAAACAACGCCGUAGGGACGAUCUUCUACUCCGUCCUCUUUGGAUUCUUCUCCGGAGCUUAUGUGGGCACGUUGCCGCCAGCAAUCACGUCGUUGGCGCACAGCGAUAGUGAGAUAGGAUCACGGUUGGGGAUUUGCUUUACGUUCACAGGCAUUGGUGGUCUGAUAGGCACGCCAAUCGCAGGCCUUUUGCUCACUUCAGAUUUCCACUGGUGGCGCCCCAUCGUCUUCGCGGGCGUAUGCGUCUCGACAGGCUUCCUCAGCUUCACAUGUACUCGUUUCCUGAAAGCCAGAGAACGAGGUACUCACAGGGUGUGA
Molecule: messenger RNA, 1472 nt
Organism: Coprinopsis cinerea okayama7#130
Lineage: Eukaryota; Fungi; Basidiomycota; Agaricomycetes; Agaricales; Psathyrellaceae
Exons: 13
Coding region: 42-1472 (476 amino acids)
Biological process (GO): transmembrane transport
Cellular component (GO): fungal-type vacuole membrane
Molecular function (GO): transmembrane transporter activity
Source: RefSeq, a predicted model, not a curated record